CGCGCCGACAACGAGCAAUGGCACCUCCGCAGUCGACGACGAUCGCACUCAUCAAGCCCGACUGCGCGACGGGGUACCGCGCUCCAGGAGAAGGAGACACAACGAAGAAUGGAACGAUUCUCGACGAAAUCAUGCAGCGGAUCAAGGCAGAAGGAUUUACAAUCACCCAACGACGAACUCUCCAGUUGUCGAAAUAUCAGGUGCGACAGCUUUACAGGCAUUCAUGGGAAGACCCUGAAUUGGAUGCGGUCUUGGACUUUAUGGUAAGCGGGCCGUGUAUUGCGAUGCAUCUUGAAAGAGACAAUGCAGUCGAGCACUGGAAGGCUGUGAUGGGACCCAUGGACCCUGCCAAAGCUAAGACAGUGGCAUCUCCCAAGCCACUGCUUCGUGGAGUGUACGGCUCGACGCCCGUGCGAAAUGCCUUUUACGGCAGCGAAACCAAGCUGUGUGCAUUGCGCGAUCGAAUGCUACUCUUUCCAACCCCCUCGCCUGUGAUGCAGCAAGCGCUGGCCAUUGUUAAACCCACAGCUUUAAAUUUCGUCGAUACUUUGUCUGUCAAUUUUGAGCGGGAAGGUUUCUUUAUCAUGGACCAAGUGAAAAUCUCUAUCGAAUCGGACGAAGAGAUGCUGCUCUUAUCUGAAUCCAACGACCCUGCCUACGACUCUGAGCUCAAGUUGGCCAUGACAACUGGCCAGGCUGUGGUGUUCCUUCUGGAGGGAAUGAACAUUGGCGACAAACUCGAGCUGUUGUUGGGGCCAGCGGACCCAGCAGAGGCCCAGGUAUACUUUCCGACCAGCAUCCGGGCGCGACUGGGUGUGUCGUUGGCCAACAACUGCGUUUUUCCGUUGCACUCGGUCUCGGCAGUGUCGCAGUACAUUCAAAAGUGGUUUCCUGCCUUUUUGGCGCUCGAGCCCGAGCACACGCUGGCGAUAAUCAAGCCGGAGACUGCAAACGACCACGCUGACGAAAUACAAAACAUCAUUGUGGCCAACGGGUUUCGCAUUGACCGCCAGAGUCGACGACUGUUGACUCGCGAAGACGCCAUGGAAUUCUACGCCGAACACAAGGGAAAGGCAUUCUACGAGAAGCUGGUGGCGUACAUGACCAGCGACGUGGUCAUUGUAAUGAUUCUCGUUCGCGUGAAAGCAAUCUAUGCGUGGCAAAAAUGUAUGGGUCCGACCAAUUCGCUCACCGCCAAGGAACAGUACCCCAGUUCCAUUCGUGGGCGAUAUGGCAUCGACGGCACGAGAAACGCCACACACGGCAGCGACUCUCGGCAAAGUGCCGACCGAGAGAUCCAACUUGUGUUCAAUAUCCCGCCCGCUGUUGCACUAGAGGCAUCCAUUUCAACGAAGGAUGUAGCAGCAAGGCCAAUCAAGCAAUUGAGCCCAGACAAAACACUCCACGAAGCUCUGGCGCGAGGAGUUACGCUCCUCUGCCAGCAGGACCCGAAAUUGGACGGCCUGGACGCAAUCGCGUGGCUGGGACAGUACUUGACCAGCUAUUCCACACUUGCCAUGCCCGCGUCUGUCGUAGCGGCGACAGCUCCGGCCGCCGCCCACCUCGUUCGACGACCACAACCAGGCAAACCUGCGGAUUUGGGCAUUCCAUCGUUGGCAGCGUUGUAUAUCGUGGGAUUUUUUGGCCAUGGCGCGAAUCGAACGCUUCUUGCGAAGAAAAUAGCCAAAGAUUUUAGUUACCACUACAUGGAUAUCGACGUCGUUCUCGACAAGAAAGAUGCAAAUGAAGAUAGCAUGGUCGCCAUCGUCAAGGCGUUCAAACGAUGCGUGUCGAAGCGCAUCAUUUUGGACAAGUGCCCGCCAGAUUUGACAUUUUAUCUGUCGUUCCAACGACACGUGGCCCGGUUUGCGUGGAUCACUGUCGUCGGCGACGAUGUUGGCGACCACAAGCCGCCCCAUCCCCAUGCGUCGCCUCUCGCGCCAGACCUUCCGUUUUCUGUUCAUGCAGCGAGCGAGCGAGAAUUCUUCGAUUACUUUCAUCGGUUUGGUCUGCUGCACUACGUUUCCCCACGCCCUCAUUUGGACGAAGCAUUCACGAAGCAUGCCUGUUUGCCAGACAUUUACGGCGCGUUUUGUCCUCGACUUUUGCUCGUCCGCGACAGGAACCGAGUCAUCCGACCCGAGCAAUGGGACCAGUUGGGUUUGCAAUAUCGGUGGAAUGUAUUGGACUUUUCCAUUUUGCUGGAGAGAGAAGUCGCCCGGGAAGCGACCAAGACCCACGCCGGCGAGUACACAACGAUGUUUCGAACCAAGGAAAUGAUGCCGUUCGACAUGAUCGUGCGGUUGCUGGCGCAGGCCAUUGCUAAGACGGCUGCGAUUCCCCGCUUCGUGAUCACGAACGUUCCUUCGCAUGCGUUGACUGGUGCAUUCGUGACGCUGCUGGAUACAACCGUUCGGGCGAGUCCCACCACGCAGUUGGUGAAUGUAGAACCCCAUCCAAUUUGGGAUGCCAAGCUACCAAUGACGCAAUUCGAAUGGCGUAGUCAUGCCGUCGGCCACCUCGUUUCCAUUUGGGUGGACGGGAUAGCGACCACCGACCACUUGCGCUCUCUCCUGCAGCCGCUUUUGGCACCAACGCUCGCGCUGUCAAUUGACGAGGGGAGUACCUGUGGCGGCGGCGCAGAUAUCACGUCGGUGGCGCGGACGCGGGGUUUUCUCAAGCUGAGCGCCAAGGAUGCGUUGCGAGCGGAAGUACUUGCGGGUUCUGUCGAUGGCCUGCACAUCCAAGAACAAGUCCAAGCCAACGAACCUAUACAGGAUGAUUUAGUAGUGCGCGUGCUGCAAAAGGUUGUGUUACACCCGAGCCAUCGCCGCGUCAUCCUCGACGACUUUCCAGUCACGGUGGAACAGGUCAAGGCACUUUCAGACCAGAUCGCGGUACCGUCGCUGGUCAUCCGCAGCCAAGAGCCCACAACGCCAUUCCAACAAAACCUGCUGGCGCACUUGGCUCUGUCGCAUCCAGUUGUGUCGCCAUUCGGCCCCAAUCUUCAAGCGCAUUUGAGUCAGCUCUCUGCUUCCGUGGUGCUUGGCGAUGUGUCGGACUUGAGUUUGUCGCGUCUGGAGCGCCAUUUUCAAACAAAAGGAGUGCACGUGCUGUCCCUUGCCCACGUCGAAUCGAGCGUGGAAGCCAUGUGGUCCCAGCCAGGCCACCCCAUCGACGAUCGCUCGUUCGUCGAGUUAGUGUGCGCAAUGCUUCGCCAGCGAAAUCUGCAUCGAGUGCUCUUUAUUGGGUUUCCUCGCACGCUUCUGGAGGCCAAGACUUUUCACAGCGUUGGCGUUGCCAUGGACCACGUUACGGUGCUGACGAAGAAAGUGCUCCCCGUGCCCCAUGCGCUCACCGAUGAAGACUUCUACUCGUCGGACGAAGAAGAAAAAGCCCGCAAGAAGAACGCACCGGAGCCGCAAUUGAGUCAGCUCACGCGGUACUUUACGGAAACGUCGCCCCAUGCAUUCCAUGCCACCACAUACGUUGAUAUUGGACGGGUGUAUCCCCAACUUGAAGCGCUUUUCCGACCACGAGUGUUCUUGGCCGUGGGCAACAAAGCCAGUGGGUUCCACAGUGCCGUCCAGCGGGCCGCCCAGUCCUCCAACUGCGUUUACGUUCACGUACCAACCCUCCACGCUCAUCAUGUGACGCGAUUUCCGUCGAGCGAUCGCGCCAAGCGCAUCCAAGCCGCAUGGGCCGAGCGGCGUUUGGUGGAUGUGGCGAUCACGAUGGACCUCGUGAAGUUGGAAGUGUUGCGGCACCCGAUAUCGACACGAGUAGUCCUGACGGGGUUCCCACGGGUCAUUCGCAAUACCAUGCCGUAUGUCCACGACCAGCUAAUGGCCUUGGCCGAACACGUUGGACACGUUGACCAGCUCCUGCACUUCACGACAUCUCCCGCGACGCUCGCAGCCCGUGUGGGGGAUGUCGAAGUUGUCCAUGCUCACACGGAUGCUUUCAACGCCGAGAACCUACCACUCGUCGACUUGUACGUCAAGCUCAACAAAGUUGUGACCACGCUCAGCGCCGACGUGUCGUUGGACACGUUGACCCAACAAGUUCAGACGGUCUUGGUCGAGUAACCCGUUUUCAUCGAAACCAGCAGCAAUGAAUUGAUUCCAAGAUGCACAUUUCAACUCGCCUCUCGUCGUGUGCUGCACAGCCGCAACCUGGACCUCGUCGUUGCAUAUUCUUCCAUUGUCGACAACUCGCUACGCGGAUAUUCCCAGAUCAUGACGCAGUGCAUUGCGCUCGUGGCCCAGCGAGCACGAGGACGUGAGAUAUUGUCAUGGCCAGCAGCACGAGGGAACGACGAUGCAACGAGGGUCGAGUGUGGGGCGGGCAUGUCGGGCAAUCCCCAAGGGGAUAUCAUAAAUUGAGACCCGCCCAGUGGGCGUGUCCACGGGGGUUGGAUUAGUUUUCAACUAGCAAUCACGAUGCAUCAGCAUAAGCUUCACACACGAUCGUAUUGCC
Messenger RNA from Aphanomyces invadans, 4479 nucleotides. RefSeq lists its product as hypothetical. The record is from RefSeq and is a predicted model, not a curated record. NCBI's taxonomy places the organism in Eukaryota, Oomycota, Saprolegniomycetes, Saprolegniales, Verrucalvaceae. Gene Ontology annotation, molecular function: nucleoside diphosphate kinase activity. The transcript has 15 exons. The coding region runs from base 18 to 4088 and encodes 1356 amino acids. Gene Ontology annotation, biological process: GTP biosynthetic process; CTP biosynthetic process; UTP biosynthetic process.